AUGUCCAACAAGGUCACGCCGACGGGCUUCGUGCCUUUCGUCCAGCGCGACGCCGCAGGCGACGGCCCUGCUCCGUCGCCCCUGCCCCAGGCAGCCAGGACGGAAAACACCCCCCCAGGCGACGAUGCGGGCGCGCCUGCGGUCCUUGGCGGCGGAGGCUCCCCGCAACACGCCCGACCGGAGCCGCAGGACCCGGUCGCCGACGAGGGCGAGGCCGCGGCGCUGCUCGCGCUGGACCAGGGCCGCAGCGACGACGCUGGACCGGGCGCCGGCGCCGCCCAGCACAAUCACCAUCACCAGGGGGGGGACGGGGCGUCGGGGUCGACGCCGACGGAGCGCACGCACGCGGGCGACGCGCAGCUGCCGCCGGCGCUGUCGUCGACGCGCGCCGUCACGUCUACUGCGCGGAGCAUGCGCCACACCCUGCGCAGCAAAGCCCCGCAGAUGAGCAAGCACGAGGAGGACGAAGCCAUCAACGUCGCGCUGGUGCAGGCGGCGUACAACGGCGACGUCGAGGAGGUCUGGCGCAUGGUCGAGGACGGCGCCGACACCCACUACGUGGCGACCAUGGAGCAGAUCCUCGGCAAGAAGGGCGCCGUCGCGCAGAUGCAGGUCACCAAGAACGCCUCGCAGCGCAACAUGAGCCCGAUGCGCGCGAGCGUCGGCAAGGGCCACCUGACGUCCAUGGCGGCCGAGUUCUCGGAGCACGACUCCGCGCGCAUCGGCGGCGUCACGGCGCUGUACGCCGCGGCGUGGAAGAAGCACUACGAGGUGGUGCGCGCGCUCGGGCUCAUGGCGAAGAAGGGGAUCGGGCUGCCAAGCGACCCGAUGCAGCACGUGCAGCUCGCGGCUGGGUACAAGCUCUUUCACUUUGUGGCGCUGGACAUGUCGCUAUACUGGAAUGACAUCGAGCGCGCGUUCAAGACGCUCACGACGGCCGACGAGUUCUUCGGGCGCGGCGUGGGCCGCAAGGACGUGAUCAACUGCCAGGCCGACAACAUGCGCACGCCCGUGCGCGUUCUAUUCGAGUACAUCACCGAGUUCAAGACGCGCGCCGGCUCCAAGUCGAAGAUGAUCAAGGCCUUCGACGACCUGGAGUCCGACUUCCGCAUCAAGGGCAACAAGGGGAGGUGUCCGCUGGACACGCUGGUCGACAUGGCGCCCGACAUCGCCGAGCAGCUCGUCGAGGACCAGAUGAAGGGCACGGUGUACGAGGAGAUGUGCCGCGACGCGCUGAGCCAGCCGGACAUCGUGUCGCGCAUGCUCAUUCGCCGCGCCGCGCUGGGCGAGGCGGAGAAGGUCAAGGACCUGAUCGUGAACCGAAACGCGGACCCGAACUGGGCGGACGAGGACGGGAUGACCGCGCUGUACGCUGCGGCGCGCGGGAAGAAGGCCGACGUGAUCCGCGCGCUCGGGGAGCUCCGGCAGGAGGGCGUGAUUCCGCGCGCGGACCCGCGCAUCUUCGACCCGUGCUCCGCCGGCUACACGCUCUUCCACUUCCUCGUCUCCGACCUCGACCAGUACCACCCCGAGAAGACCAAGACCGCGCUGCGCGACGCGCACAUCUAUUUCGGGAACGUGCGCGCGAUGGAGGCGCCGGACAAGGACCACAAGGGCAAGCCGCUGCGCACGCGCAUCAUCAACAUGCAGGCGUCCGGCGCGAAGAACGAGGACCUCCUCACGGGCCACCACACGGGCCACCACGCCGCGGAAGGGUCGGCGCACGUGAGCGGCCAGGUCGUGGAGCGGCGGUCGACGCACCCGGGGUCGCGGCGCUGGGUCAACGGCGAGAAGAAGACGCCAGCGCACCUCGUUCUGGAGUCGACCGUGGACAAGCAGAUCAAGUUGGACAUCAUCCAAGAAUUGGUGUAUUUAGGCGCGGAUCUGACCGUGCCGGACAUCCGGGGCGUGACGCCGCUCGCGCUGCUCGUCGCGCUCGACCCGGGCUGGGCCAAGGAGAUCGGCCUCGACCACAUGUACCGCAGGGAGACGUGCAGGUACUCGGACCUGCUGUCGAUGGGCGUCCCGCCGCGGGAGCAUUUCAAGUACGUCAACGUGCGGUUCGGUUGGUGGACGGAGCUGGCGGCGGAGGGGGGCCGGCUGGAGCAGAAGGAGUUCCAGCAGGACCUGAAGCUGCUCGCGGUGAUCGCCAGCAACCAGCACGCGCACUGGCUGCUGAAGCAUCCCGUGGUGGACCAACAGGUGCAGGCGCACUGGCUGAGCGGGCACCGGCGGCGGAUGAUCCGCGUGACGUCGAUCGUGAGCUUCUUCGUGCUGAUCCUGACCGUGAAGAUGGCCAUGAGCAUGAUCGAGGGCCCGCAUCGCUACGUCGACAUCGGAGGCUACGUCAUGAUCAUACUCGAGGCUUUCAUAUUCAUGAUGAACUUCUACUUCCUGGGAAUCGAGUUCCUCGACCUCGCGGAGAUCCGCCACGCCGAGCGGAACGAGUUCCGCCAGGAGGUCGACGUGGUGUUCGACCGCCUCGAGGAGGAGGGCUUCGUCACGAAGGAGGACGGCACCACCGACGAGCUCGCGGACGAGCUCGGCGCGCCCGACCUACCCCUCGAGGUUCUGUCUCACGCGUUCGACUUCUACUGCAAGAUCCAGGACGACGAGAAGGCCAAGUUCAACGGCGGGCUCGGGAAGAAGUACUUCUUCAAGAUGUGGGCCGACCUCACCGGGCGCGGCAUGUGGAUCACGGCACUCAAAACCUACCUGUCGUCGGUCUUCAACGUCAACGACAUCACCCUCCACGUCAUGGUGCCCUCGCUCCAAAUCUACCGCCUCAUCCACUACUUCACCUCCCACCAAGACGCCGAGCCGGACUCGCACCACAUCCACAAGCACGUCGACAUGUGGCUCAUGGUCGCCAUCGCGCUCCUCGCCUGGGGCAAGAUGGCCCGCCACUUCCUCACUUUCCAGCCAAUGGGGCCACUCGUAAUGAUGGUCUUCACCAUGGUGCGGCGCGACAUCACACGGUUCAUGUUGAUCCUCGCGAUGUUCUACUUCGGGUUCGUCACGGCGUUCUUCGUCGUGAUGCGCAACAGCGACGAGACGCCGGACUUCCGCACGUUCCCCAAGACCAUGUAUCGGAUGUUCUUCCUCAUGCUGGACGGCGUGUCUGACUACCUGGACCCGCUCACGUCCGCGAGCCCCUACGUCGGGCCCUUCCUCGCCAUCUCCUACGCCAUCGUCGGGCAGGUCCUGCUGCUCAACCUCCUCGUGGCCAUGAUGGCCACCUCGUACGAGGAGGUGUGGGAGCGCGCCGAGACGGCGUACCGUCUGCAGGUCGUGGAGGCGAUUCUGGAGAUCGACCGGCGGACGGAGUCGAUCGAGUCGUCGCAGAUCUCGAAGAUCCAGCAGCGGGCGCUGGCGCUGGCGCAGCAGGGCGUGCAGAAGGCGGCCCAAGGGGCCAUGGCGGCGGCAAACGCCGUCACGCGCAAGGAGCUGGAGCAGCAGAAGACGACGAAGAAGAAGAAGAUGAGCGCGCUGCACGCGCACACGAAGGAGGACGCGCGCGAGCUCUUCCUGCCCUAUCAGACGAAGAUCAUCAUGGAGCGGGAUCUGGAGGACAUGGCUGCGGACGACGACGGGUAUGAGUCGCGGAAAAUGGCCGAGACGCUCGAGAAGCUCGCGGACCAGGUGCAGCGGAUCAUCGACACCGUCGACGUCAUCGAGUACAACCAGAAGAGGAUGGCAGAAGGGAUCGGGAAGAACAUUCUGGAUCCUCCCGACAUGGAUGACGUCAACGGGUGA
This is a messenger RNA of Pedinophyceae sp. YPF-701, 3756 nucleotides long. The record is from the annotation of a GenBank genome assembly. Lineage: Eukaryota; Viridiplantae; Chlorophyta; Pedinophyceae.